GGACUCGGACUGAGCCCCUGGGCGGGCGGGACGGACCAUGGCCGCAGUGGGGACGCUGGACGGGAGCGACGACGUGGAGGACGAGGAGGAGAUCACCGCCGCCGCGCUGCGCGCUAAGCCGCGGCCGCUGCCCAUCUGGGCGCUGUCUGCCUUCAGCCACCAGCCACCACAUAGGCUUGACCUGCCCCUGGAAAACUCAAGGCCUGCAGAACCAGGAAUUAUUUCCCUCUAUGACUGUGUUUUUAAGAAGAACCUAGACUACAAUCAAAAAUUGCACCGAGAUGACAGAGAACAUGCAAAAAGCUUGGGGCUUCGUAUUAAUGAGGAGGAACAGGAAAGGCCCGUCGGAGUGCUGACGUCCUCUGUCUAUGGGAAGCGCGUCAACCAGCCGCUUGAGCCCCUGAACCGGGACUACCGCCGUGCCAACCACGUGAAGGCUGACUUCUACAGGAAGAACGACAUCCCCAGCAUCAAGGAGCCUGGCUUUGGGCACAUUGCUCCAGCCUGAAGCCACCCCUGGGGCCCAUAGAGCAUGUUGGGGGACCGUGCCCACAAGUGAGGGUGCCCGGAGAAGGGAUGGCACCCAGAGCCUGUCUCCCCUUUUAUCAUGCCCAGAAGAUGUAGGGACGCCUCUCCUGCAUCUUGACAGUGGGAAGGAGGCACAUGUUAGCAGCUUUCACUCAGGUUACCUUUGUGAAGAACCCGGCCAAACAUCUUUAAUUCAUAUUAAGAAUAUCUAGAAUACGAUUCUCACCCUUAAGUAUUCAGGAUUAAAUGAUACUGGAGACUGGUUCAUUGUGAGCACCUGAAUAAAAUGAACACUUUAUUCCCACUU
This is a messenger RNA of Galeopterus variegatus (Sunda flying lemur), 835 nucleotides long. RefSeq names its product chromosome unknown open reading frame, human C5orf49 (gene CFAP90). Lineage: Eukaryota; Metazoa; Chordata; Mammalia; Dermoptera; Cynocephalidae. The record is from RefSeq and is a predicted model, not a curated record. The transcript is spliced from 5 exons. The coding region runs from base 38 to 508 and encodes 156 amino acids.